CGCGCCGCGCCCGACCAUCGCGAGCGAGCCCUCGGUCGACGCCCCGUCAGGCGAUCGCACCGAGCGCGGACCGGCGAUCGCGCGAACGUGACGAGCGCGACGCGCGAACGAAGCGCGGAUUUCGCUCGCGUUCCGAGAAAAAAAAAGAAGUGUGCCAAGCCGCCGAGGCGCCAACCCCGAUCGGCCUCGACCGCGGAGAAGAGCGACCGACGCGAUGGCCUCCAACGCGGACAUCACCGCGUUCGAGAUGGAGCGCAACCGUCGCGUGCAGGAUAACAUGCGACGCAUGCAGGAGCUCGGGAUAUUCAAGCUCGCGGUCGCCGCGGCUCCCCCGCCGAAACCGAUCCGCGCGCCCGCGUCCGCGCGAGACCGCGCGUCGCGUCGCGAGUCGCUCGGCGAGCGAAGGCAGUCGCUGCGCAUCGCCUCCCUCCCCACGCCGACGUACGAGGAGGUCCGCGCGGAGGUGGCGAAGCACUCCGAGAAACAACGCCUUUCCAGCGGCGGUCGACGCACGCACAACACGAGCGACUGGAGUUGGGAGGACGACGACGGCAGCAACGACUCGUUCGCCAACGCGGCGGCGUUCGCGCGCGACCCCACGGCGGCGUCUAGCGUCCAGCGCGCCCCGCAGUGGUCCCCGCCGGGCCCCGCGUUCGUGAAGCUCAUGCUCCCGUCGCACGUCUCCGGCGGGUACUGGCUCCAGGCGCCGUACGGCAUCGGCGACUUCCUCCCGGACACGACGAGCACGGUGGUGUUGACGUGCGACGGCGAGGAAUGGAAGACGGUAUGGCUGGUUCGAUCCGCCAACAACGGCGGCUUGAGCGGCGGGUGGCGCGGGUUCGCCGUCGAUCAGCGGCUCGCCGUCGGCGACGCGUGCGUCUUCACGAAAGAGCGCGGGAUGCGGCUGAGGGUGACGAUUCACCGCGCGCAUCUGUGCGGCGGCGACGACGCCGCCGCGGAGAAGGCGUUCGAAGAGGCGGAGAGGCACGCGGAGGAGAUGAUGCGCGCCCCUGGAGGAGGAUGCCGCGUCGCAGGCGACGAGAAAAGCGCCCCCGACGCGGUGGCCGCGACGACCGAGGAUAUCCCGCACGGGUUCGGCACCAGCCGCGCGCUGCACGUGUACUCGCGCCGCCGUCUCGGGAGGUACGACGCGUCCGCGGCCGCGGCGGCGAGGAAGCGAACGGGCGCGAACCCGAACGAGUGUCUGCGCAUCGCGAAGGACGCGGCGCCGUCGCUGGCGUCGCUCGUGGAACGCGCCAUCGAGGAGCGAAAAGCGGCGGCGCGGGAGAGGGAGGACGCGCGCGACGCGUCGCCGCGCGUCCCUCUCAUACCGCGCGUCGCCCCCCCUCCAGGUCAAGAUGCGGACGCGAAGAGUACGGGCGGCGUCGUCGACGCGUCAGAAGACGCCUCGCCGAUCGCGGACGGGUCCGUCGGCGAGGCGGCGGAGGCGGCGAACAAAUCGCCGCCAGCGCCCGGGCAGCUCCCGUUCGCGUCCCCGAAGACGCAGACGAGAACGCCGCGCGACUCUACCAAGCGCGGGCGUCGCGGCAAGCGCCCGGCGACGCCCGCCGGGAAGAUGCCCGCGCCGCCGGGGAGCGCGCAGGCGACGCCGACGACGCCGCCGCCGCCGUCGACGACGACGAAACGCGCGAAAGCCGCCGCCGCCGCCGUCGCGCCGCUGCGUCAGGGCGAGGUCGCGGCGCCUCUGGACGCGACGCCCGCGUGCGGCGGCGGCGACGUCGACAUCGACGACGACGCGGACGCGGACGCGCGCGCGCGCGCGAACGCCGCCGCGAACGCGAACGCCACCGCGACCGGUCGCGCUCACCCGGGGUCGCGACAGAGGAGGACGAGCGCGUCGGCGAUGCAUCACGGGUGGGCGACGCCCGCGGAGAUGCGCGCGGAGUACGAGCGCGCGACGGGCGCGACGGCCGGCGCGACGACAGCCGCUCUCGCGACGGCGCGACGGGCGAUGACCGCCGCCGCGUCCGCGGAGGACGCGACCCCCGCGGACGCGGCGGCGGUGAAGCGCGCGGACGCGGACGCGCCGCCGCCGGCGCCGAGGGCCGCGCGGGGAAGGCCGCCGAAGGCGACGGCGACGGCGGCGAAGAAGAAGCGCGCGCGCGCCGCGUCGAAAGAAACCCUCCCCGACCGCGCGGACGGGACGCCGCUGUCGCAGGUGUUCCGAAGCACUAAGCGAGGACGAACGAAUUCGUGCGCGAACGCGAACGCGAACGCGAACGCGACGUCGUCCGCGGCGGCGGCGUUCGUGUCCCCGGCGGCGGUGAAAGCGGGAACGAAGUCGCCGCCGAAGCGGGGGAUGAAAAUCACGGAAUCCAACGUCGGCGCGCCCGGGUCGUACCUGGGCCGGCGGGUGUCGUGCUUCUGGCGCGCGGAGGCGCGGUGGUUCGAGGGGACGCUCGUGCGGUGGCGCGUCGGGGACGGGUACAGGGUCGCGUACGACGACGGGGACGUCGAGGACGGCGUGGAUUUCCCGGAGGAUGGCGAGACCGUUCGCGUGCUGCCCGCUCGCGCUCGAGCGCACGCGUGA
Messenger RNA from Micromonas pusilla CCMP1545, 2551 nucleotides. RefSeq lists its product as uncharacterized. NCBI's taxonomy places the organism in Eukaryota, Viridiplantae, Chlorophyta, Mamiellophyceae, Mamiellales, Mamiellaceae. Gene Ontology annotation, molecular function: DNA binding. The transcript has 2 exons. The record is from RefSeq and is a predicted model, not a curated record. Bases 215 to 2551 code for a protein of 778 amino acids.